AGGAAGUAAGAAACGAAGGACAUACAGAAUAGAUAGGAAGAAAGAUCAAUAGUUGCGCGAAUACACUCUUGACGGAAACACAACUCGUUAGCUAAUUUAAAAAGUAAGAUUGGAUGGCAACUUUUAGAAAUCACUUAUAUAUUAAUUUAUACUUUAUGUUUUAUAAAUCCUUCCGCAAUAAAAUUUAGCUUUUAUGUUGCUGCGGGGACAAGGCAGUAAUCCCAGUCACUCAUAUUUAUAUUACACAUGCAGAUGGAAAAAAGGCUGCUCUUUUUCACAUUUACGCUAACCUAGUGUAUUCGCAAAUAGGUUUUCCAUACAAUGCCUCAUAAGUUGGCAAAAGCAAUAACCAACAAGAAACGUAAGGAAUCACUCCAUAUUUGGUGUUAAGUUAUUUUAGUGUUUAAGCUAGUAUUCGUGGGUUAUUACACAGCCGUAUUUCCCGAGCUCCUCAUGAAAAGUCUCUUUCUGGUAUUGUGUGCUUUCAGAGACUACGAAUUAACUUUUUGUUAAAUAAAUUUUUACUUGACGUGUACCACAGCAGGACUAACUAAGUUAUUCGCGGGUGAGUUUAACGCAUUGAAAGGAACACGUUUAACAUUUCUGCCAUGCCGCUACUCUGCAGCCGUUCAGCAGGGUUCGAUUUGAUUUUUAUGAAUUUUUUUUUUUCAAAUUCCACGAUGAGCGCGAAAUUGAAUUAAGCAAUGGCAAUUAAAAAGCAAUGCGGUGUGUGGUUUCUCUAGAAGUUUCAUAGAAUGUAAGGGUCAAGGCCCGGGACAACAAUAACGUUUUCCAUCAGUUUCCUGAGUCAGUGAUCGCAUAAUCGUCUCAUUCACGCUUACAGUUGUAAUAGGAUUAUGUUGGAGGUAAAAAAAAAAAGGUUUUUGGCAUAAUUUUGCCACAUUUGUGAGUACAGCGUUAUGAGGACGUAUCGUUUUAUCGCAAAUGCGAAAACCUCUCCCUUUCCUGCAAGAAAAGAACCCCACUGAUACGUCAAUCAUGUCCUUUCAACAGUUUUUGUCAACUGCAAGGGAAUGUUAUACUUUCAAACUGUGUCCCCACGUGUUUUGAAUACCGCCAUCUAGAUAUAAGACACCUUCUGUACCUUGAGCUGCUUAAUUUAUAGCUGUACGAGUUUGCUACAAGGUGGUAAUUUGACGAGAGAGAAAGAGCUAUUGCACUCGACGAUGACGAGUCUUGCUUUGAUUUGUUUGGUGGUUUUUCUUUACUCACUAACGUAUGUUCCAUUUGCUUUCUGCGCCCCCAAACCACUUUCGAAGGAUACUGAAGUUGAAGGAAACUGCAACUUUGAUUCUACCAAGGAACAAUUCUGCAGCUGGCGCCAAGAAAAAGACGGUGAUAAGUUUGACUGGACGUUACAGCAAGGUUCUACACCAAGUGGAUCAACUGGACCCACGAAAGACCAUUCCGGCAAAGGUUAUUACGCAUACAUCGAAACUUCAUCCCCUCGACGAAGAGGUGAUAAUGCCCAGAUCCGCAAUGGGCCCUUCAGUGGGGUGAAAUGCCUUCACUUCCACUACAGUAUGAUUGGCAACACGAUUGGAAGUUUGAUCAUUUAUCAGCAUAUUCAUGGUCAAGUCGUGGAUGUAUGGUCAAAAAGUGGAAGACAGCCCGGCUCAGAAUGGCAUUCCGAUAACGUUACUGUUUAUGGAAAUAACUACUACAUAAUAUUUGAAGGCAUAACAGGAUCAAGCUACACCGGUGAUAUUGCCAUUGACGACAUUUAUUUCACGGAGAGGUCUUGCAACGGAGAGUCUUUUGAAUUUGAGAAUGUGUCAGAUGAAACUGGAGGCAAGUAUUCGACAAUACAUAAAGAUGUCAUUUUAGCUUAUUCUACGAUAACGGGCAAUAGUCUGCGUAGCAGGCGUGUUCUUCUUCCUUACGUUUUUUUGGCUCCCAACCCCUUCCCAUAUUACGCCUGCAACGUAGGCUACGGGCAAUGGUUUUAACUCGGGUAUACUAAACAAAAUAAGUAUCUCUCUAUAACGACUUGAAUUGUACCCACAUAUGAUAUUGAAUUGAUUCAGCGACCACAAUCGAGUUGUUCAAUGCUCCCCUACGUUUGAAUCAGUGGUUUUGUUUCAAAUUACAUUUCUUCUAUUGCUGAUCAGUGAUGAAGAUGUGCCAGAAAUGCUUCCCUAUAGGCUAAUAAUUAAAGAGGAAUGAUAGUUUUAAAUCUUUAAAACAGCGUCGUCUCUUUUAACCGGCCAAAUGUUGUUUGUAGUGUUUUAUCCCGGCUGAAAUAACCUAAAGAUCUCCCUGCAGUGUAGUUAACCUUUCUUUAUAAAAUCGGUUAUGUUAGAAUGAUCUUAUAAUGGUACAAAUUCUUGUGUUAGAUUUUGGUAGAUAUACC
Messenger RNA from Orbicella faveolata, 2374 nucleotides. RefSeq names its product MAM and LDL-receptor class A domain-containing protein 1-like. The record is from RefSeq and is a predicted model, not a curated record. Gene Ontology annotation, cellular component: membrane. Lineage: Eukaryota; Metazoa; Cnidaria; Anthozoa; Scleractinia; Merulinidae.